Molecule: messenger RNA, 1156 nt
Organism: Pelobates fuscus (common spadefoot toad)
Lineage: Eukaryota; Metazoa; Chordata; Amphibia; Anura; Pelobatidae
Gene: CALHM3
Product: calcium homeostasis modulator 3
Exons: 3
Coding region: 101-1078 (325 amino acids)
Cellular component (GO): plasma membrane
Molecular function (GO): monoatomic cation channel activity
Source: RefSeq, a predicted model, not a curated record
UAGAGAUAAAGAUCAUCGAUUGAAUUCAAGACACAUCUUAGUAGAAAGUGUCCAACGCGUUUCAGAGAAUUAUUUUGUAUAAGCUCCAAAUCCGGUAACCAUGGAGAAGUUUAAGAUGGUUUUUCAAUAUUUUCAGUCCAAUUCAGAAUCAAUAAUGAAUGGGAUUUGUGGACUUCUAGCUUUAGCUAGUGUUAAGAUGUAUAAAUCAAUGGAAUUUAACUGUCCGUGCUUACCAAACUAUAAUAUGGCUUACGGCAUGGGAAUAAUGUUUGUACCACCGGUGGCUCUUUUCCUUGUUGGUCUUAUGGUGAACAGACAGUCGGUGAUCAUGAUUGAAGAAUGGAAAAGGCCAACAGGUUACCGGAGAAAAGACUUUGCCAUAGUGAAGUACAUGUGCACCAAUGUCAUUCAGAGGGCAAUGGUUGCUCCUGUGGUCUGGAUCCUUACUGCACUUUUAGACGGAAAAUGCUUUGUCUGUGCCUUCAGUGGAUCCGUUGACCCAGACAAAUUCCCCGGCUUUGCAAACAGCACAUCACUAGAACUGCAACUUCUUCUCAACAAAGUGCCGUGUAAAGACGAUGCAUUGAUAAGAAACAAUACUUCACGAAAGGCAGUCUCUACAUACCUGAAAUGCUGGUCACAGGCAUUUGGAUGGGGCAUCCUGUUGCUACUCAUUGUUCUGGCUUUUCUUGCACGUUCCCUUAAGCCCUGCUUUGACCAGACGGCUUUCCUCCAGACACGGUACUGGAGUAAUUAUAUUGAUAUAGAACAGAAGAUCUUUGAUGAGACGUGCUGUGCGCAUGCAAGGGACUUCGCCCACAAGUGCAUCCUCUAUUUCUUUGAGAGCAUGCACAAUGAAAUGAAAGUCAGACACUUCACCCUGAAUAAGAAGUCAGACGAUGAAGAGGACCACUUGCACGGAAUCACCGACCACGAACAAGUGAAUAAUCUCUUAAAAUCAUGGUACCAAAGCAAACCUCCACUUUGUAUUAAUCACCCCACCCUACGACAGCAUGCCAAAGCCAAAAACACGGCCUAUAAUGAAGACGAUGACAAUGAGAAACAAACCGAUGUUUAGUGAUAUAGUAAAAUAGCAAACCACCAUGAAAAAAAAUGUAUUUCUGUUCUUUUCUGUCCUACACAACUAAAGAAAUUA